AUGACGAGGGUUGCGGUGGGGGCACGAAAUUCGGAUAAAACUUGCCGCAAAAGACGGCAGGAGGAGGUAACUUCCAGCAAGAAAAAGGACGUAGCAACGGCCGUUGUGAAGGAGGCGCCAGAUGGUGAGGGGCCAUUUCUCCCACACAACACUCCGGAGGAGGGAGGACGCGAAUCGCUGCCGUCGGUGUCAAGGGCCGUCGUCAAUCUCUUGGACGUUGUGGCGGAGGAAGACAGCCUCACACCGACCGGUGCUCGAGAUGCAGCAGGAGGUGGUUGUAAGGGCUCCAAGGGCGGCAAAAAAGGGAAGACGGCAGCGAUGAAAAGUGACGAUGCGGGCAAAAAGAGGGUGUUGUCUGGUACAUCACCAAAGAAGGGAAAGGCAAAGCAACGGUCAAAGGCGUCCAAGACGAAGCCCGGCAAAGCUGAGUCUGGAGGAGAAUCUAGUGUCGAAAAUGUGGGAAAGGGACAGGGCGAAUUGGACAGCAAAAAGGAAAAUGGCGAUCAUGCGUUUUCGUUGCAUCAGCAAAUACCUGAGAUGAAUAACAUUUCCGUCAAGGUGCACCUUGUGGAACAUGAUAUCUCAGAGCUGCAGAUUGAUAGGACGUCCUGUAGAAAUGGCACUUCAUCUUCUCGUUUAACUCCUUCACGUGAUUUAUCCGGUUUUAAUGAUUGUUUUGAGGGAAUGAAUAGUUGCGAGGUUAUUAGCAAUAAUAAUAGUAACAAGAACGGCUUGAGCAACAACUCCAAUGAGGGUUUUUUAUCACUGAAGGAGCAGGACACAGCGGAGAAGCCACUCUCACUGCGUUACUCCGUGAUGCCUCCCCUGACCAUUCCAAGGGAGGGACGAAAGGAGCACACGCAACAGAAGGAUGGGGCAACAAAAAAUGCCUCCGUCCAUGCGUCACGUGCACCUUCCGCGCCCUCUGUAAGUUUAGUUUCUGGAAAUUCAUCAGGUGCCGAUACAAAUGGAGAAAAAUUUGCCAGAAGAAGUGCACAUUCAUCUCUUGAAGAGGCGUUAGAUGGAUUGUUGCCAAAAAACAUUUUGUACCCAACCCGACAACUUCUCACUCGAAGUUUGGCCUCAGCAGCCGAAAAGGAACGUACUGCGACAAUAGUAUUUGACCUUGACGAGACGUUGUGCAACAACCGUCAACAUGGUCCGGCAAUACUUCGUCCCGGUGCUGUGGAGAUGCUGAAGCAACUUAGGGCUUUGUACCCUCAUCCGGUAAUGCACAAGGGAGAAACACCAAUGGAGCCCACCGGUAAAAAUUCUUCCACACAGGUACUGGAGGGUGGGAAGGACAACGGCAUCCAAAAUUCUUCUCCGGAGGCGACAGAAACUCCCACAGAUGACGGCGUCAUGUUGCGACUUGAGAUUAUAAUCUGGACAGCGAGUGUGGAAGUGGUUGCUCGGCCCGUUAUUGCCCGCUUGGAUCCUGAUGGUACCAUUCUCGACGAUGUCAUUUAUCGUGAUGUACGUUGGUAUCGUGACGGAGGGUAUACGAAGGACUUACGCCGUAUCGGACGUCACCUGGAGCGUAACGUCAUUGUAGAGAAUGCGCCUUCUUGUGUUUGUAUGAAUCGACGCAACGCCAUUCUCGUGAACGACUUUGUUAGCAAUCCUGCCGAUCGGCAACUCGUUAUUGUCCGUGCUAUUUUACAGGAAUGGCUUUAUAAUGUCAACGCGUUGCUUGUGCAUUGGCACUUCCAAAAGCUUAAACAGAAGCGACACAAUAUGAUAGAAGAUGGCGGUGAGAGUCCCGAGCCUGACAAGCCCAUGAUUGACCCUCUCGCUCGAGGUGGUUCCGCGCAUAGCUCCGUGUCGAGAAGUAAAGGAGAACUUUCUCUUGUGCCAUCAUCCCAUGGCGGGGGAAAUUUGUUGCAGGAACUCGAGCAAAAGGCCUCAGCGAUCCAUUUUCUCACGCAUCAUCCGUUUCUUUCGCCGGGAACGCGUUACGUGAAGCCGUCUGUAUGGAAAAAGGCUGCGAAGUAUCUUCAUGGCUGCGCUGGUUCGACCACAGCAGCAGCCAAACCUUUGAUGGCAAUGCCAGCAGCAAUGGCAGGAGAAAUUGGAGGGGGACGCGGUCCCCAGGAGCUGCCGGCCACCGCUCCGGCUCGUCCAGUGGCUUCUGCAAAGCCGCGGGGACACCGCUCGUUCGUCGACAUGGCGCGUGGACCGCGUGAAGUCCGUUAG
Trypanosoma cruzi is the source of this 2196-nucleotide messenger RNA. RefSeq lists its product as uncharacterized. Gene Ontology annotation, molecular function: phosphoprotein phosphatase activity. The transcript has a single exon. Bases 1 to 2196 code for a protein of 731 amino acids. The record is from RefSeq and is a predicted model, not a curated record. NCBI's taxonomy places the organism in Eukaryota, Euglenozoa, Kinetoplastea, Trypanosomatida, Trypanosomatidae.